AUGGAGCGCUUUGGUUCUACAAUCCCGUACGCCGAACCAGCCUGGUACCAGUCUCCCAAUACCUCUCCUUUCUACAACGAAAGCCACCGGCAAUUACGACAAUAUAUCCGGCAGUAUGUGGAAGAAAACCUGAUCCCAUAUGCUGAAGAGUGGGAAGCAGCGGGGGGUGUGCCAAAGGAGGUUUUCGAACGUCAUGCCCGACUGGGCUUUGUUGCAGCUUCGAUCUACCCUGUGGCGGCUGAGUAUCUUGGUGCAUUCGGACAAUACGAAGCGCAGACAUUGCCUAUGGGUAUUCCUGCCCACAAAUGGGACCUAUUUCACGACUUCAUCAUGCACGACGAGCUAUCCAGAGUGGGCUAUAUGGGAGCUCUAUGGGCCCUGAACGGCGGGAACACCAUCGGGGUUCCGCCGAUCAUCAAUUUUGGCACAAAGGAACAAAAAGACCGAUUGCUCCCGAAAUUCUUGCGCGGUCACUUGAGAGCGUGCUUGGGCAUUACGGAACCUGACGCGGGUAGUGACGUGUCGGGCAUCAAGACCACCGCCACUUUGAGUGAUGAUGGCCAAUUUUUCAUCGUCAACGGCUUCAAGAAAUGGAUUACCAACGGCCUGUGGUGUGACUACAUGGUCGCUGCUGUUCGAACCGGGUGUGAAGCAGCCAGAGGAACUGGAGAUCUUUCGGCCCUGAUAAUCUCUCUCGCAGCAGAGGGAGUGACCUGUCGACGCCUUCAUAACUCUGGGGUUUCAGCCAGCGGUAGCACAUUCGUCGAGUUGGACGACGUUAAGGUGCCGAGAGAAAAUCUCCUCGGAGGCUCCGAGGGUUUGGGAAAAGGAUUUCGCAUGGUCCUUUCCAACUUCAAUCACGAGCGCUUUGUGAUUGCAGUGCAAUCCUUGAGGUUGUCGCGUCUCUGCUUUGAGGACGCAUACUCUUACGCCCGACGUCGUGAAACCUUUGGCAAGCCUCUUUUAUCGAACCAAAUAAUUCGCUUCAAGUUGGGGAACAUGUCGAUGCUGAUCGAGUCAAUUCAGGCGCAGUUGGAAACUCUGCUGUACCACGCCAGUGUUGUUCCUGGUGCUCUGGACACGACCAUGGGGGGUGACUUUGCGCGAAUCAAGGUCCACAGUGCCCGGGCACUCGAACUUUGCGUUCGCGAAGCGCAGCAGAUCCUCGGAGGAUUGGGAUAUUCGAGGGGUGGUGUAGGAGGUCGAGUGGAGCAGAUUUCCAGGGACGUCAGAGUCAUGGUCGUCGGGGGCGGCAGUGAUGAGAUCUUGACCGACUUGGUGAUACGACAGGCGAUGGCCCUGGAAAAGACUAGAGCUCGCGCAUCGGGUAAGCUGUAG
Molecule: messenger RNA, 1338 nt
Organism: Fonsecaea multimorphosa CBS 102226
Lineage: Eukaryota; Fungi; Ascomycota; Eurotiomycetes; Chaetothyriales; Herpotrichiellaceae
Exons: 3
Coding region: 1-1338 (445 amino acids)
Molecular function (GO): flavin adenine dinucleotide binding; acyl-CoA dehydrogenase activity
Source: RefSeq, a predicted model, not a curated record